GUUCUGGCUUCUGAAAAUUUCCACAGAGAUUUUGAUUUCGCUUUUCAACAUGGUAUCAGAGCUCGGAGUUCGAUAGAUCGCAGUGUGGCAAUUCUUCCGCCGUCCCACCCACUCUAUUUGUAUCCAUCAGAUUCUACUGGUAUUGUUAUUGUAGCCAGUACUUUCAAUGGAUUAGGAUAUGAAAGCUGGUGUCGAGGUAUGCUCAUAGGCCUUUCCUGUAAGAAUAAGCUAGGUUUAAUCAAUAGGAUGGUUGCUAAGCCCGGUGCAGAUUCACCUUUGUAUGAGGCUUGGUAUCGGUGCAACGACAUGGUUACAACUUGUAUUCUAAAUAGACUAGAUUUAGAAAUCAGAGAAAGCGUGAUGUAUACUGAAUCUGCCCAAAAACUAUGGAAGGAGAUCGAACAACGUUAUGGAAAGCCAAAUGGAAGUAAAGUGUUUCUAAUACGCAAGAAAAUAUCUUCAACUUCUCAGGGUUUAUCCAACAUAGCCUCCUAUUUUAGUAGGUUCAAAAAGCUUUGGGAUGAAUUGACUAUCUCCAUCACCUACCCUCCUUGUAUUUGCGGGUGUAAGGAAGGUUUUCAGAAACUAGAGGAGGAUCCGAAAGUUCACCAAUUUUUAAUGGGGCUGAAUGAGUCAUAUUCUAAUGUUAGAAGGAGCAUUUUGAUGAUGAAGCCUCUCCCCAAUAUUGACAGUGUCUAUGAAAUGCUUAUUGAAGAUGAAAGUUAG
Nicotiana tabacum (common tobacco) is the source of this 726-nucleotide messenger RNA. The record is from RefSeq and is a predicted model, not a curated record. Lineage: Eukaryota; Viridiplantae; Streptophyta; Magnoliopsida; Solanales; Solanaceae.